Molecule: messenger RNA, 1362 nt
Organism: Hemisphaericaspora subhashii
Lineage: Eukaryota; Fungi; Ascomycota; Pichiomycetes; Serinales; Debaryomycetaceae
Gene: NPL6
Product: Npl6p
Exons: 1
Coding region: 1-1362 (453 amino acids)
Cellular component (GO): nucleus
Molecular function (GO): chromatin DNA binding
Source: RefSeq, a predicted model, not a curated record
AUGACAAGGAAUACUACACGCAACGACGUUACGGAACCAAUAAUGGACGGCGAAGGAGAGGAGAUUGAUGUCAAGCAAGAUGACUUUGAAGAUGAUGCAAUCAAUGAUGAUUACGUUGAUGAAGAUAUCGACGAGGACGAAGAAGAAGAUCAACCAGAUGUGGAGGAAGAAGAAGACGAAGAAGAAAUAGUUGCUAGAAAGACAAGAAAGAGAAAGGCGUCAACUCGUGAUCUUGCCGAACAACUAGAGGAUAACAAUCUGGAAAUCAACGAGACUCAAGAUGGAGAAGAAGCCCCACAAGAAACAGCUGAUAUUAAAGAGGAAGACGAAGAAGACGAAGAAGAGGAAGGCGAAGAAGGCGAAGAGGAUGAAGGUGAUCAUGGAGAUAAACCAGGACCAAAGAAGCGUGGACGUAAAAGGACAAAAUUCUUGGUAUUGGAAGAAGGUGUUUUUGAUGAGGAUGGGAAUCCAAUAAGUAUAGUUAAUGAUGAAGUAGUAAUUCCUCAUGAAGAUCCUAAAGGCAAGGAGAAAAUUGAUGAAUUGGGAUAUUUGAAAGAUGGUAGAGAAUUUAAAAUGAAAACUUUUAAAUUAUUAGGACAAGGAGAUAGAUUAUAUAUGAUUUCUACUGAACCAGCAAGAUUAGUAGGAUUUCGUGAUUCAUAUUUAUUAUUUAAAACACACUUAACUUUAUUUAAGAAAGUUUGUACUCAUGAAGAAAAAAUGGAUUUAAUUCAACGUGGUUUAAUUCCAAAUUCAUAUAAAGGUAGAUCAGUUAAUUUAGUAACAGCAAGAUCUAUUUUUAGGGAAUUUGGUUCAAGAAUGAUUAAAGGAGGUAAAAAAGUUAUUGAUGAUUUUUGGGAACAAAGAGCUUUAGACAAUGGUGAUAUUCCUGGAGAAUUGGCCGAUCCUGUUGAAAUUUUCCCUAAUCAAAGUAAAUUAAGUAGUAUAUUUGGUGAGGGUGUUGCUAGUGGUAGUGGAGGAGGUGGGAGUCCAUUAACUGCAACUCCUAUAGUAAAUUAUCAAACAGAUGUCACGUGGAUGCAUCAAAUAGCAAAGAAAACACAAGAAUAUAACACCAAAUUACUGGAAGCUAGAGGACAAACCUUGACUAGAGGAAUUAGAGAUAUGUAUAGCAAUCUGACAUUCUAUCCUGAAUCUACUCAACCUCAAAAAACGAUAAAGAUUUCCAAAUUAGAAAAUGAUUCUAACAAAUUAGUAUAUGAUAUUAAAAUGAAUGUUGCAGAUUUAAGGCGACCAAUUACCGGAUUAGCAAAAGUCCCACCAGAGAUAUUUGAAGAUAUUGAAGAUGAAGAAAUCAAGCGAGCCAUAUUUGCUCAACAGGCAUACGAAAAGAGUUUAUAA